This is a messenger RNA of Syngnathus typhle (broad-nosed pipefish), 2123 nucleotides long. RefSeq names its product actin-related protein 3-like. The record is from RefSeq and is a predicted model, not a curated record. Gene Ontology annotation, molecular function: actin filament binding. The transcript has 12 exons. The coding region runs from base 152 to 1408 and encodes 418 amino acids. Gene Ontology annotation, biological process: Arp2/3 complex-mediated actin nucleation. Gene Ontology annotation, cellular component: Arp2/3 protein complex; actin cortical patch. Lineage: Eukaryota; Metazoa; Chordata; Actinopteri; Syngnathiformes; Syngnathidae.
GUAGUACGGAAGUGGGAAGUGGAAACGCCACUGUGUGUGCGGGCUGGGCUUGGGCUUCCUCUUGUGGAGAACUCGCCGGUUGGAUUCUUCUCCUGACACGGCCUGCUAGACGUCAUCUUACCCGUUCUACACAUCAGAAACUCGGGGAAAGAUGGCUGGAAGGCUACCGGCGUGUGUUGUGGACUGCGGUACUGGUUACACCAAACUGGGGUAUGCAGGGAACACCGAGCCACAGUUCAUCGUUCCAUCAUGUAUUGCCAUCAAAGAGUCAGCUAAGGUUGGAGACCAAGCUCAGCGGAGAAUGAUGAAGGGGGUGGAUGACUUGGAUUUCUAUAUUGGAGAUGAAGCUGUAGACAAGCCCACAUAUUCCACAAAGUGGCCAAUCCGUCAUGGGAUUGUUGAAGACUGGGACUUAAUGGAGCGCUUCAUGGAGCAAAUCAUCUUCAAGUACUUGAGGGCUGAACCUGAAGAUCACUACUUCCUAUUGACAGAACCUCCUUUGAACACACCAGAAAACCGAGAAUACACAGCAGAGAUCAUGUUUGAGUCCUUCAAUGUUCCAGGGCUGUACAUUGCUGUGCAGGCCGUCCUUGCUCUUGCAGCCUCUUGGACGUCCAGGCAAGUUGGAGAGAGGACAUUGACAGGCACCGUUAUUGACAGUGGUGACGGUGUGACCCACGUCAUUCCUGUGGCUGAAGGUUAUGUUAUUGGCAGCUGUAUAAAGCACAUUCCCAUCGCAGGAAGAGAUAUUACUUACUUCACCCAGCAGCUUCUAAGAGAGAGGGAGAUGGGCAUACCACCAGAGCAGUCACUGGAGACGGCCAAGGCAGUCAAGGAGCGUUUCAGCUACGUGUGCCCAGAUCUUGUCAAAGAGUUUAACAAGUAUGACACAGAUGGUUCCAAGUGGAUUAAGCAAUACACCGGCAUCAACACCAUCAACAAGAAAGAGUUCACUAUCGAUGUGGGAUAUGAGCGCUUUCUGGGACCUGAGAUCUUCUUUCACCCAGAGUUUGCCAACCCAGACUUCACCCAACCGAUCUCUGAGGUUGUUGAUGAAGUCAUCCAGAACUGCCCUAUUGAUGUCAGGCGUCCACUUUAUAAGAACAUUGUUCUGUCUGGAGGGUCCACAAUGUUCAGGGAUUUUGGUCGCCGUCUGCAGAGAGAUAUAAAGAGAUCUGUUGAUGCCAGACUGAAAAUGAGCGAAGAAUUGAGUGGGGGUAAACUUAAGCCUAAACCAAUUGAUGUCCAAGUUAUUACUCAUCAUAUGCAGAGAUAUGCUGUCUGGUUUGGAGGCUCAAUGUUAGCAUCAACUCCCGAGUUCUACCAGGUUUGCCACACCAAAAAGGACUAUGAAGAGAUUGGGCCGAGCAUCUGUCGCCACAAUCCUGUGUUUGGAGUCAUGUCUUAACUCAAUCCAACAGCGGUGAGGCAGGUGACAGGGAAGGGUGGGGGGUGAGUUUGAUUUGUGUCAAGGACACAUUGGAAAGGUGGUGCAAAGCCCAAAAGCGACACCUGACACCUUUUUUUUUUUUUCCUUUCUGCCUUUUAUUUCUUUUCAAAAUGAAACCAUUCCCCGGUUUUGCAUUUAUUUUGUUGUUUUUUCAAAGCAACAUGCAGUGGAUGGUGAGGAUUGUGAAAUGAAUAUCCAGGUAUGGUAUUGACCUUGACUAAUAAAUACCAUUUGUUGCAACUUCAAGACAAAAGUACUUAUGGUGAGUUCCGAAUCAGCAUCUCUCCUUUCUAUUUUCAAAUGCUGUAUCAGAGCUUGUUUAUUAUAUUACAUGCCUUUUGAAAUUGUAAGUCUAGGAUCAUACAAAGGGUUAAGAAAGAACAAUUGACUGUUUUAUCUGAUGGUGCAACUUUGUAGACAGUAUUUUCUCAUUGAAUUGCAUUGAACCCAUCUGCUUUCACUUCAGACAGUGGCAGUUUUCCACCUCUGUGGUGCAGGGAAAGAAAACUAGUUCAAGGUUAGAACGAUGCAAUUGAAUUCAAAAGACUCUCGGACCAGUAUUGUUUGAUCAAAGCUUUUUUUGUGAAUUAAAUGCCAAAUUAUUCAAAGAAUGGGAAAUGUGUAUUUAAUACCUUGUUACAUUCCAAUAAAGGCAUAAAUUGGUUUCUUAAAA